Seriola dumerili (greater amberjack) is the source of this 636-nucleotide messenger RNA. Its product is annotated as GTP-binding protein Rhes-like. NCBI's taxonomy places the organism in Eukaryota, Metazoa, Chordata, Actinopteri, Carangiformes, Carangidae. Gene Ontology annotation, molecular function: GTPase activity; GTP binding. The coding region runs from base 1 to 636 and encodes 211 amino acids. The record is from RefSeq and is a predicted model, not a curated record. The transcript has a single exon.
AUGUCUAUGUCAGGACGUCCCAACACGGUGCGAUUGGUGCUCCUCGGAGCGGCGGGGGUCGGGAAGAGCGCGCUCAUCCGCCGUUUCCUCCACAACCGCUUUGAGCUCAAGUACACGCGCACAGUGGAGGAGCUUCACGUCCUGGAGUACGACACCGCUGGGUCCGGGAAGAUGCAUCUGGAGAUCCUGGACACGAGCGGCAGCUACUCGUUCCCGGCCAUGCGGGAGCUCUCCAUCCGACACAGUGACGCUUUCGCCCUGGUGUACGCUGUGGACGACCCGGGGUCCUUCGAGGAGGUGCGGCGGCUCCGAGACGAGAUUCUGGAGCUGAGGGGCGGUAAGCGUGCGCCCAUCACAGUAGUUGGCAGCAAAGGAGAUCUCACCGAGACCGAAGGUCGCGUGCUGCUGGCGGGUGAUGUCAUGGCUACAGUGGAGGGCGAAUGGGACGCCAACUUCGUGGAGGCGUCCGCGCGCACAGGUGGAAACACGGUUGGAGUUUUCCGCGCGCUGCUGCAACAGGUGGACCUGCCGCACCGGCUGAGUCCUGCGUUGUGCAGGCGGAGAGACACGGUGCCCAGCCCUGCAGCCAAGAAGAGGCCACCACUGAAGAAGAACAACAGCUGUGUCCUGUCAUAA